Ambispora gerdemannii is the source of this 906-nucleotide messenger RNA. Lineage: Eukaryota; Fungi; Glomeromycota; Glomeromycetes; Archaeosporales; Ambisporaceae. The record is from the annotation of a GenBank genome assembly.
AUGAUUAAUAUCUCAAAUGCAAAUGCAUCAGCUACAUGGUCUUCUGCUUCUACAAAUCUUGCUGGCAAUCCAAGCGCUCGAACAAAUACAAGAACUGUAAUAGAUGGUAAAGGAAAAUUAUACAUAUGGGGCGGAAUGGUUGAUCUUACUGGACUAUACGAUAAAACAAUGUACAUUUAUGAUACGACGACAUCUUCUUGGGCUAGAGUUACGCCACCAAAUGCACCCGAACCAAGGUUCAGUUAUUCUGCAACGCUUUUACCAGAUGGUCGUAUUAUUUUUAUUGGUGGUAACGUGACCUCGUCAAAUAACUCUGUAUCAGCAGCAGACAUAAAUCAAGUUUUGAUAUAUGACACUAAUGUAACCCAAGCUUCUCCGUGGAAAAUUAUUGUAGACCGAAGAGGUCAUGCAGCCGUACUUGGUAAUCCAAUCAUCAAUGAGCCUACUGCACUUUUCGUAUUAGAUACCAGAAAAUUCAUAUGGAAACAAAUCAAUGGAAUAAAUCAACCUAAAGGAAUUCCUGCAUACGCAACUGUAACAUUAUUCCAAAAGUAUAUGAUUGUCGCAUUUGGCGAUUAUUAUGUUUCAGAAAAAGGAAGCAGCAAUUUGACAAUUUUGAAAAUAGAAGAUGACACAUACACUUGGGUCAAUGAAUAUAUAACAGCCCCACAUGCCAGUCCUCUGACUCCUGUUCCUCUUAACAUAAUUAUCGGUGCUGUGCUCGGCUCAGUUGGAAUUCUUAGUUUGAUGGGGCAUGACUUAAAUGCUCAUGAACAUUCGACUGAAGUAAGACAUAUAACAGAAGCAGUCAAACGUGACUUAAUUGCUCAUGAACAUUCGACUGAAGUAAGACAUGUAUCAGAAGCAGUCAAACAUGACUUAACUGCUCAUGAACAUUCGACUGAA